UACGCAUUUCAGUUCACUGUGUCGCUCUCUGUGCUUUUGUGCUUCUCUUGCUUCCCUCCAGAUCUGAUUCCACCGCCGUUUAAGAGUAUGGGUCGUGGAGUUAGCAGUGGUGGCGGACAAAGUUCAUUGGGCUAUCUUUUUGGCGAUGGGGAGGCUCCAAAACCAGCAAGAAGUGACGCUCAAGCUGAAGCACCUGUAAUUAAGCCUCCUUCAAAACCUCAACCAGUAGAUGUGACCAAGCAGAUUCCUGCUGGAAUUCAUAGUAACUCUGCCGAUGGCCAGAACACUGGCAACUUCAUCACGGACCGACCCUCAACCAAAGUCCAUGCUGCACCUGGUGGCGGCUCUUCUUUGGGCUAUCUGUUUGGAGGGCCUGGUGAAGGAAAAUGACAUCUUAUUUGUGCAGCCUUUGCAUGGAGAAUGCCUUCUUUUCGAAUUCAAACCUUGGAAACAAUGUGGAACAUAUGUAUUGAUGUAAUAUAGGUUAUGGUUGCUGGGAGAUUUCAAUCAAUACUAUAUUCUAAAUGCACAAAAUGUCUAAUACUGAAUUUUCUGUCAGAAGCAAUAUCUUAACUUUUAACUGAAUAUUUGCUAUUGCUUUUU
Neltuma alba is the source of this 603-nucleotide messenger RNA. RefSeq names its product protein SPIRAL1-like 1. The transcript has 3 exons. The coding region runs from base 88 to 390 and encodes 100 amino acids. Gene Ontology annotation, biological process: cortical microtubule organization. The record is from RefSeq and is a predicted model, not a curated record. Gene Ontology annotation, cellular component: cortical microtubule, transverse to long axis. Lineage: Eukaryota; Viridiplantae; Streptophyta; Magnoliopsida; Fabales; Fabaceae.